UCUAAGGGCCCGGGUUGAGGUAAGAUGGCGGGCUCGCGGUGAAUCGCAGUCAAGGGGUGAACAUAGGUAUACCUAGAAGCAGUUUUCUUUUUUUUUUUUUUUUUAGAAGCAGAUUUUAAAAGCAGUUUCUCUUCAAAUCAUCUUUCAUACCAACUGAUAAGCAUCUUGAUUCGCCAUGGCGUUGGCAGCACUAAAAUGGGCUAUAUCAAGCAGAACUAUCUUGAAACGUUUAUUUCCAAUUCAAAAUGGAGCCUUAUAUUGUGUUUGUCAUAAAACUACGUAUUCUUCUCUUCCAGAUGACUAUAACUGCAAAGUAGAGCUUGCUUUGACAUCUGAUGGCAGGACAAUAGUAUGCUAUCACCCUUCUGUGGACAUUCCGUAUGAACACACAAAACCUAUCCCUCGGCCAGAUCCUGUGCAAAAUUAUGAAGAAACACAUGAUCUAGUGCUGAAAACCAGAUUAGAAGAAAAACGUGAAUACUUAGAGCAAGGACCCAUGAUAGAACAACUUAGCAAAAUGUUCUUUACUACUAAGCACCGUUGGUAUCCUCAUGGACAGUAUCAUAGACGUCGUAGGAAACUGAAUCCUCCAAAAGACAGAUGAUAUUGAGGUUUUCAGGAAUCAAAGAGAAAUGUUAUCCUGCGUCUCAUUUGCCAUUUGAGAAAAUACAAUUGGGUAUAUUAACUAAUAUGUUACCUAGUAAAAUAAUAAAAUGUCUUCUCAUA
Molecule: messenger RNA, 726 nt
Organism: Mesoplodon densirostris (Blainville's beaked whale)
Lineage: Eukaryota; Metazoa; Chordata; Mammalia; Artiodactyla; Ziphiidae
Gene: MRPL42
Product: mitochondrial ribosomal protein L42
Exons: 6
Coding region: 176-604 (142 amino acids)
Cellular component (GO): mitochondrial large ribosomal subunit
Source: RefSeq, a predicted model, not a curated record